AUGCCAAGUAUCACUCCUCUUUUCUUUUUUUUUCCCUUUUUCCUCUUCAUAAUUUACCUCUUAUUUUUUUUCAUCCACAUUCACCCUUCUCAUACAUCACUCAUCCUAUCCUCCUUUCUUUCUGUCAUCUCUCAUUUACUGAUGUCUUUCCUCUUAGAUACACUUUCUCUUUUGGCCUCAUCUUCCUUUCUUUUCCUUGCAGUUUUAUACAGCAUCUUCCUUUCUUUUCCUUGCAAUUUUAUACAGCAUCUUCCUUUCUUUUCCAUGCAAACAUUUAAACAUCCCUAUUUUUAUCUUUCUUUUCUCUUUGCUCAAAGUUUACUCCAUCAAACAAUUCUUUCCUUAUCACUAUCUCUUUCCCUCUUUUCUAAUCUCUCUUCUUCUCCUUCUUCCAAUUAUCAGCUCAUAUUGUCACCAAUUAUUUCCUUGGAUCUCCUUUUGUCCACUCCUUCUACCAUCCUUUUAUCCCCAAGCUCUAUCCUCCUAACCACUCUUUUCCCCUCUAUCCUCCUAACCACUCUUUUCCCCUCUAUCCUCCUAACCACUCUUUUCCCCUCUAUCCUCCUAACCACUCUUUUCCCCUCUAUCCUCCUAACCACUCUUUUCCCCUCUAUCCUCCUAACCACUCUUUUCCCCUCUAUCCUCCUAACCACUCUUUUCCCCUCUAUCCUCCUAACCACUCUUUUCCCCUCUAUCCUCCUAACCACUCUUUUCCCCUCUAUCCUCCUAACCACUCUUUUCCCCUCCCAGCACUCUCCUCCUAACCACUCUUUUCCCCUCCCAGCACUCUCCUCCUACCACUCUUUUCCCCUCCCAGCACUCUCCUCCUACCACUCUUUUUUUCCCCAUUGUUUUUCCAUAUAUUGCUUCUUUCCAAUUCUUUUCUUGUAUCUAUUUUUUUCAAAUGUUUUCUCAUUUCACUCUUUCCAAAUUGGCUUUUUGUAG
Messenger RNA from Acanthosepion pharaonis, 945 nucleotides. Lineage: Eukaryota; Metazoa; Mollusca; Cephalopoda; Sepiida; Sepiidae. The record is from the annotation of a GenBank genome assembly.